Molecule: messenger RNA, 892 nt
Organism: Chrysoperla carnea
Lineage: Eukaryota; Metazoa; Arthropoda; Insecta; Neuroptera; Chrysopidae
Product: ribonuclease H2 subunit B
Exons: 4
Coding region: 215-871 (218 amino acids)
Biological process (GO): ribonucleotide metabolic process; RNA catabolic process
Cellular component (GO): ribonuclease H2 complex; nucleoplasm
Source: RefSeq, a predicted model, not a curated record
UAUUUUAGUUCUUGUUUUUGUGGUGCGAGCGGUUUAUAACUUUAUAAGAAACACUAAUGAAACACCACCAAAAAAUUUUGGAAUGGAGUAAAAAAACAAAAAUUUAAUUAUAAUAAAUGAAACGAUUUUGACCAUAAAAUUUGGUUAGAUGAAACUUUAAAAUCAAGUUUUUAAAAUUUUUUGCAGUUUUUCGUUAUUUUGUCGAUAGUUAAUCAUGCCGACUAAAAUGGAAACAGAAUUGACAACAUUUUUUAUUAAAGGCUUGCCAAUUAAUUAUGGCCAAGAAACUUCUUCAGAUGGUAAACUACUAACAUUAAAUCAUCCUAAAAAGAGAGAGGCGGCAAAAUUUUAUUUUAUUGAUAACAUGUUACAUGAGUUAAUAUUCUAUCAAACAAACUCCUCAUAUUUUAUCGAUGAAAACGUAAAAAGUACUGGAAAAUUUGUAUUUUCUAGUCCAAUUGAUCCUAUUUUUAUAGUUUUACCAUAUUUGAGGGAUAGGCCGCUUAAUUAUAUGACUCUAAAUGAAAUUUUAACUAAUAAAGAAUAUCCAGAUUUAAUUGAAAUAAAAAAUUGUGUUGGUCUAAAAUAUUUGCAAUUUGCUGUUGAUCAUACGGAUGAUAAAUUUAAAUACAGCGAAGAAAAAGUAGUGGAAUGGUUGCAUAAAAAAUUUGAUGCAUUAGUAAGUUUGUUAGAGAGAAAACGUUUACCACCUGAUACAACUGCAAAGAAAACAGCACACGGAAUUUUAUCACAAUAUUUAGAGCAUCAAGUGUAUAAAGUAUUUAUGACUGAAAGACCAGCGUAUUUAAAACGUAAAACUUCAACGAAUGAAACUACCUCAACAACUGUGAAAAAACUUAAAUCAAAAUAAAUUUUUUAUAAAUUGCGUAUA